Cynara cardunculus var. scolymus (artichoke) is the source of this 1943-nucleotide messenger RNA. RefSeq lists its product as uncharacterized. Gene Ontology annotation, molecular function: ATP:ADP antiporter activity. The record is from RefSeq and is a predicted model, not a curated record. Gene Ontology annotation, biological process: nucleotide transport. The transcript is spliced from 12 exons. Gene Ontology annotation, cellular component: membrane. The coding region runs from base 553 to 1692 and encodes 379 amino acids. NCBI's taxonomy places the organism in Eukaryota, Viridiplantae, Streptophyta, Magnoliopsida, Asterales, Asteraceae.
UGAAGCAUUUAUUAACUAUCAUAUUCACAAAGCAAGUAGCUUACAAAGCUACUUAUAAACAAACGACUUGAGCCACAAAAAUCUUAUAACAAAGCAAGCUAGUUAUGAGUUGUCAAGGCUAGAAGCAUGUGUUGGCAAAAAUCAUGAUGACAAGCAAGAGCUAGAAGCAUGACAAAUAAAAGCUAGAAGCAUGAGGUGUCAAGAUUAUUUUAUAUUAAGCAUGAGGUGUCAGGAUUCUCUUAUCCUAAAAAACGAGGUGUUUACCUAUCAUAAGAGUACAAUUUUAGGAGCAAGAAGAACAAGUAGCUAAUGCAAUGAAUUUACCUAUAAAUAGUGAUUGAAGUGUUAUUAUUAGUUCCAUACCAAAAAUAAGAAAUCUCUCUCUUUAUACCUAAUCAAGCUUGAAGAUAGGAAUUAACGGAAAAGCUAGGCAUAAUCAAGGCUUUGGUGUUGAUACACAGGUUUUUCAGUGCAAGUCUUGUCCUGUUUUUCAUUUUAUGGGUGUUGUCAUCUCCUGCAAGCUCAAUUCUGAACCUAAAGGGUGUCCUCUCCAUGUCAUCUUCCAUAAAAGAGGAAGUAAAGGUCGAAGUUCAUCAUACUUCAAGAAAUCAUAGUGAUUGGGAGGACCAUGGAUGGUUCUACAUUUCAGUUAGAAUUGGCUUCUUCUUAUGGGUUGCUUUGCUAAAUCUUAUAACCAUAUCUUCAACCUGGGCAAGAGUCAUCGAUGUCAUGGACAAUGAGUCAGGUUCAAGAUUGUUCGGAUUUGUUGGUGCUGGUGCUACAUUUGGCCAGCUUUUCGGUUCGUUGUUUGCUACAGGAAUGGCGUGGUUAGGACCAUAUCUGCUUUUAAUUGCUUCUCUCUUGAUGGAACUUGCUGCCCAGUCAUCAGAAAGGAUAAACAAGGAUAUAUCUCAUAGUUCUGAAGAACUAUCUCUCCUCAGAACUGAAUUUGGUCACCAGGAUGAGACUAAUGAACUAAAUAUAAAAUUGAUUCACAAAGACUCUUCGCUAAGGACUGCAAAUUCAGCUGCUGCUUCAACAAAGCUUCAGUUUUGGGCUUUACUGGAUGGACUACGGCUUAUAUGGUCCUCAACUUAUUUGUUAUGUGUGUCAUCAUAUUUGUGGCUAAGUGCAAUGACCUCUUCGUUCUUCUAUUUUCAGAAAGUAACCAUAAUCGCGUCAGCUGUUACAAGCCCAACUGGAAGAAGACAAUCGUUUGCACAGAUCAAUAGUUUUAUUGCUGUUUUUAUCCUUGCUGGUCAACUUACUGUGACGGGACGAAUUCUUACUGUUGCGGGGGUUACUACAGCUCUUUGCUCAGCACCCUUCAUUGCCUUACUGAAUUUGAUUGCUAUCGCUAUAUGGCCAACUUAUGUGGCAGUUGCUGUCUUGGAGACCUUUCGGAAGGUGGCAACCUAUGUUAUAACGAGGCCAGGAAGAGAACUACUUUUCACUGUUGUCUCACAGGAUGAGAAAUACAAGGCCAAGGUAUGCAUAGAUGUCCUUGUUCAAAGGCUUGGAGAUGCUACUGCAGCUGGAAUGUACAAGCUACUGUACAGCAGUCUUAACGGCAGAACAACCAGUGUCUCCCUCUAUGCAGUUCCCGUUUGCAUCUUAUGGAUACUAACUGGAUUCCGUUUAGGACGACGACAAACACAACUUGCAAAUUCCCACAAUCUCUCAUUCUCCUGAAUUUAGAAUAUUGAAAUCCAAUUCUGCAAUUCAGUAUGUUUGAAAUGUGUGCAGCUAGCAAUUGAUGUUCGUUUUAAGACAUGCACUUUACUAACUUUAGUGUAUAAAAUUUGGUUAGGAGUUGGUCUUAGCGAAGCUUGUAAGCAUGUACAUUGGACGUGCAGACAUCCAAAGUAUGGUUUUGACUUGUAUUUAGAUGAUUGCUGCAUAGAUUUUAUAUAUCGACUGUCGAUAUGUUUUAUUUUCCUCAA